GCUUCAUGGAAUUAGAGCUGCAUUCAAAGAAUCGCUUCAAAAUAGUACACGAAGAUAGAAUAAGUCCCACUAAGCAUCAUUUGUGCAGUUGUAUCGCUUUUGAAAAGUUGCUAUUUUUGCAUUUGAACGAAUAACACUCACUUAGAAUCCACUAAUUCAAAAUGUGCGAAGAAGAUGUUGCCGCUCUUGUCGUCGACAACGGAUCCGGAAUGGUGAAGGCCGGCUUUGCAGGUGAUGACGCUCCCCGAGCUGUCUUCCCCUCGAUCGUCGGACGACCCCGUCACCAGGGUGUCAUGGUUGGCAUGGGCCAGAAAGACUCGUAUGUCGGAGACGAGGCCCAGAGCAAACGAGGAAUCCUGACCCUCAAAUACCCAAUUGAACACGGAAUCGUCACCAACUGGGACGACAUGGAAAAGAUCUGGCAUCAUACUUUCUACAACGAACUCCGAGUUGCGCCAGAGGAGCACCCGGUGCUGUUGACCGAAGCGCCUCUGAACCCGAAAGCGAACCGAGAGAAGAUGACUCAGAUUAUGUUCGAGACAUUCAACUCGCCAGCCAUGUAUGUUGCAAUCCAAGCCGUGCUUUCCCUGUACGCUUCGGGACGAACCACCGGAAUUGUGAUGGACUCCGGGGAUGGUGUGUCGCAUACAGUGCCCAUCUACGAGGGAUACGCCCUCCCCCACGCAAUCAUCAGAUUGGAUCUUGCUGGACGAGAUCUCACAGAUUACUUGAUGAAGAUCUUGACGGAGCGAGGAUACUCGUUCACCACCACUGCCGAGCGAGAAAUUGUGAGAGACAUCAAGGAGAAGUUGUGCUACGUUGCCCUGGACUUCGAGCAGGAAAUGCAGACUGCUGCUUCCAGCUCCAGCCUCGAGAAGUCGUACGAACUUCCCGACGGUCAGGUCAUCACGAUCGGAAACGAACGAUUCCGAUGUCCCGAGACUCUGUUCCAACCCGCUUUCAUCGGAAUGGAGUCGGCAGGUGUUCACGAGACGACUUACAACUCAAUCAUGAAGUGUGACGUCGACAUCCGAAAGGAUCUCUACGCUAACACCGUGUUGUCUGGAGGUACCACUAUGUUCCCGGGUAUCGCAGACCGAAUGCAGAAGGAGAUCUCAGCCUUGGCGCCGCCGACCAUGAAGAUCAAGAUUAUCGCUCCUCCUGAAAGGAAAUACUCGGUCUGGAUUGGUGGUUCGAUUUUGGCUUCCCUGUCCACUUUCCAGCAAAUGUGGAUCUCGAAGCAAGAGUAUGACGAGUCUGGACCUACCAUUGUGCACCGAAAGUGCUUCUAAAUUCGACAACCCAAAAAACAAAAACAUGAUAGAUACACAUCCCUAGUUGCUCAAACAAUUAUCGCGCAUUCUUCGUAUGAAAGAAAUAUGUGAUCAUCUCAAUGUAUUUUUGAAUUCAAAGACAGUGUUAUAUGUAAAAAAAGUUCGGAAAUUACCGGCCUGUGAAAAAUGCUCUAAACAGUUGAUCUGACCUUUGUACUGAAUCUAAACUUGUUUCAUUC
This is a messenger RNA of Symsagittifera roscoffensis, 1513 nucleotides long. RefSeq names its product actin, non-muscle 6.2-like. Bases 162 to 1292 code for a protein of 376 amino acids. The record is from RefSeq and is a predicted model, not a curated record. NCBI's taxonomy places the organism in Eukaryota, Metazoa, Xenacoelomorpha, Acoela, Convolutidae. The transcript is spliced from 3 exons.